Molecule: messenger RNA, 1977 nt
Organism: Chaetomium strumarium
Lineage: Eukaryota; Fungi; Ascomycota; Sordariomycetes; Sordariales; Chaetomiaceae
Product: WD40-repeat-containing domain protein
Exons: 5
Coding region: 1-1977 (658 amino acids)
Molecular function (GO): protein binding
Source: RefSeq, a predicted model, not a curated record
AUGGCUGCGCCCUACAACCGGCCGCUCAGUUUCUCUGAGCGAAGGGGGGCCAUGUUCAACGAGGAGCUAUCAUUGAACACACACAAUGUGAAGUUGUCACAACAGCGCCCUCGGGGCCCACCGACGCCGAGCAUGAGCACACCUGCGGCCGACUUUGAGCAAGUCACCGGCUCCCCUCCUCCUCCGCCGACACCUGCUGCAUCUCCCGGGCCGUCACACUCGAGAUUGAACUGGAGUAACGCCGGGGUGGACGAAGAGAGCUAUCUGGCGGGGUUGCGGCAAUACUUCGUGCAGUGUAAUGGCGGUCAGAGGACUCGACUGCUUGCCGACCUUUUAAACUUGUGCACCAGCCAACAACUGAGCUUUGUGCACCAGUUUGUCAGUCCGUUGCUCAAAAAGGAUCCCUUCACGACCCUCCCAGACGAAUUGUGCCUUAGGAUCCUCUCUUUCAUCGACGACCCCAAGGUUCUAGCACGCGCGUCGCAAGUGUCACGCAGGUGGCGGGACCUACUCAGUGAUGAUAUGACGUGGAAGAAUUUGUGCCUGAAACACGACUAUCAGCAUAGGAUGUCUGAGAUCGGGCCGCAAAUCUACCCGCCUAUUACGUCCGGCGCGGAGGCCUACUCCUUCAGUCAGCAAGAUGAGGAUCCCGGGAGCCAUGAGUUUUCCGGCGCGUUAACUUCCACUUCGCUGCCGGCUACGUUCGAGGGAAGGGCUAACGCACGACCCAUGCUCCGGUCGUACAAGUCGCAUUUCAAGCAGAGGUAUCUGGUUGAUACUGCCUGGCGUUCCGGCGGUCGCAACGUGACGCGGAAUAUCACACAGGAUGGUGGCGUGGUCACGAGUCUGCACCUAACGUCCAAGUACAUCAUCGUCGCUCUUGACAAUGCCAAGAUCCAUGUCUUUGAUACGGAAGGAAAUGCGCUGCGCACACUGCAGGGCCACGUCAUGGGUGUCUGGGCUAUGGUGCCUUGGGACGAUAUUCUGGUGAGCGGCGGGUGCGACCGUGAUGUCCGGGUCUGGGAUCUUUCGACUGGCAACUGCCAGCAUGUACUGCGAGGCCACACUUCCACUGUCCGCUGCCUUAAAAUGUCGGACGCCAACACCGCGAUAUCUGGGUCUCGGGACACGACUCUCAGGAUAUGGGAUAUCAGGACCGGACUUUGCAGGAAUGUGCUUGUCGGCCACCAAGCGAGCGUCCGGUGCCUAGAGAUCAAGGGUGACAUCGUGGUUUCCGGCAGUUACGAUGCUACGGCAAAGGUGUGGAGUAUUUCGGAGGGCAGGUGUCUGCACACCCUCCAGGGGCACUACAGCCACAUCUAUGCCAUCGCGUUUGACGGGCAGAGAGUGGCGACAGGCAGCCUUGACACGAGCGUGAGGAUAUGGAACGCUCGGACUGGUGAGUGUCAGGCCAUCCUCCAGGGCCACACCUCCCUUGUAGGGCAACUACAGAUGCGUGGUAACACGCUCGUCACGGGCGGAAGUGAUGGUUCCGUGAGAGUGUGGUCUCUGGAGAGAAACUGCGCUAUCCACCGCCUUGCCGCUCAUGAUAACAGCGUGACAAGCCUGCAAUUUGACGACACACGCGUGGUCAGCGGCGGCAGUGAUGGGCGGGUCAAGGUCUGGGACCUGAAGACUGGCAAUCUUGUCCGUGAGCUCGUCACUCAGGGAGAGGCUGUCUGGCGAGUCGCCUUCGAGGAGGAGAAGUGCGUCGCGAUGGCACUGAAGAACGGUAGGACUGUUAUGGAGGUGUGGUCUUUCUCUCCUCCAGAAGAUAUGUUCGAUGAGCGAACGAUGCCUCCUCCAAAGCGGAGACACGACGGCCCAGUCCCAGACCGUCCCCUGAGCGCAUUGUCGCUGGAUUACCGAGCGUCAAUCUCGGCAAGUGGCAUACAAGACUUGGACAUGCCUGAUGCCGGCCCUUCGACGGCACCCCUUCAACAACAGAGUGGCCCGACGUUUUUCCAGGAUGAAUAA